Molecule: messenger RNA, 3920 nt
Organism: Synchiropus splendidus (mandarinfish)
Lineage: Eukaryota; Metazoa; Chordata; Actinopteri; Syngnathiformes; Callionymidae
Gene: ap2b1
Product: adaptor related protein complex 2 subunit beta 1
Exons: 22
Coding region: 147-3008 (953 amino acids)
Biological process (GO): vesicle-mediated transport; intracellular protein transport
Cellular component (GO): membrane coat; clathrin adaptor complex
Molecular function (GO): clathrin binding
Source: RefSeq, a predicted model, not a curated record
CAUCCAGGCUAAACAGAAAAGGGAAGUUGACCGUGAACGUCUCAUUGCGAUACACGGAUUCUCCAUCUUCCUCCGUCCAGCCGGGGACCAGCCUUUAAUUCGACCAAACAUCCAUCCACAACCCUCCAGGUAAAAGGACCAGAAUCAUGACGGACUCCAAAUAUUUUACAACGAACAAAAAAGGAGAGAUUUUUGAGCUGAAGGCCGAGCUGAACAAUGAGAAGAAGGAAAAAAGAAAAGAGGCCGUGAAGAAGGUGAUCGCUGCCAUGACCGUGGGCAAGGAUGUGAGUUCUUUGUUUCCAGAUGUUGUCAACUGCAUGCAGACCGACAACCUGGAGCUGAAGAAGCUGGUCUAUCUGUAUCUGAUGAACUACGCCAAAAGCCAACCUGACAUGGCCAUCAUGGCCGUCAACAGCUUUGUGAAGGACUGUGAAGACCCGAACCCUCUGAUCCGGGCUUUGGCGGUCCGCACCAUGGGCUGCAUCCGUGUCGACAAGAUCACCGAGUACCUGUGUGAGCCUCUGAGGAAGUGUCUGAAGGAUGAAGACCCCUAUGUGAGGAAGACUGCAGCAGUCUGUGUGGCAAAGCUCCAUGACAUCAACGCUCAGAUGGUGGAGGACCAGGGCUUCCUGGACUCUCUCAGAGAUCUCAUCGCAGACUCCAAUCCCAUGGUGGUGGCAAACGCAGUGGCUGCCCUCUCUGAGAUCAGCGAGUCUCACCCCAACAGCAACCUGCUGGACCUGAACCCCCAGAACAUCAACAAGCUGCUGACGGCUCUCAACGAGUGCACGGAGUGGGGUCAGAUCUUCAUCCUGGACUGUCUGUCCAACUACAACCCCAAAGACGAGCGCGAGGCUCAAAGCAUUUGCGAGCGCGUCACCCCCCGUCUGUCUCACGCCAACUCUGCCGUCGUGCUGUCAGCCGUCAAAGUGCUGAUGAAGUUUUUGGAGCUUCUGCCGAAAGACUCCGACUACUACAACACCCUUCUCAAGAAGCUGUCCCCGCCCCUGGUCACCCUGCUCUCUGGGGAGCCUGAGGUCCAGUACGUGGCUCUGAGGAACAUCAACUUGAUCGUCCAGAAAAGACCGGAGAUCCUGAAGCAGGAGAUCAAAGUCUUCUUCGUCAAGUACAACGAUCCCAUCUACGUGAAGCUGGAGAAGCUGGACAUUAUGAUCCGCUUGGCCUCUCAGGCCAACAUCGCUCAGGUUUUGGCUGAGCUGAAAGAGUACGCCACGGAGGUGGACGUGGACUUUGUGCGCAAGGCGGUUCGAGCUAUUGGACGCUGCGCCAUCAAGGUUGAGCAAUCCGCUGAACGCUGUGUCAGCACCCUGCUGGACCUCAUCCAGACCAAGGUCAACUAUGUGGUCCAGGAAGCUAUCGUGGUCAUUCGAGACAUUUUCCGCAAGUACCCCAACAAAUACGAGAGCAUCAUCGCGACUCUGUGCGAGAACCUGGACUCCCUGGACGAGCCGGACGCCCGCGCUGCCAUGAUCUGGAUCGUGGGCGAGUACGCCGAGAGGAUCGACAACGCCGACGAGCUGCUGGAGAGUUUCCUGGAAGGAUUUCACGAUGAAAGCACUCAGGUCCAGCUCACUCUUCUGACUGCCAUCGUCAAGCUCUUCCUGAAGAAACCGUCUGAGACUCAGGAGCUGGUGCAGCAGGUUCUCAGUCUGGCCACUCAGGACUCGGACAACCCGGACCUGCGCGACAGGGGCUACAUCUACUGGCGCCUGCUGUCUACGGACCCCGUCACCGCCAAGGAGGUGGUCCUGUCAGAGAAGCCGCUGAUCUCAGAGGAGACCGACCUGAUCGAGCCCACUCUGCUGGACGAGCUCAUCUGCCACAUCGGCUCUCUGGCCUCCGUCUACCACAAACCACCCAGUGCGUUUGUGGAGGGCAGCCACGGGAUCCACCGAAAGCACCUCCCAGUUCAGCACAGCAGCAUCGACACCGGCGAGAGCCCAGUCAGCGGAGGCCCGGCAGCAGCCAUGGACCAGCCUCAUGUCAUCCCCAGUCAGGGAGACCUGCUGGGCGACCUGCUCAACCUGGACCUGGGUCCUCCAGUCAAUGUGCCGCAGGUGUCGUCCAUGCAGAUGGGGGCGGUGGACCUGCUGGGAGGAGGUCUGGACAGCCUGCUUGGGGGAGACCUGGGCGGAGGUGUUGGGGGAAGUCCUGCAGUGGGCCAGAACUUCAUCCCCUCGUCCGUACCCAACACGUUUGCGCCGUCCCCGACACCUGCUCCUCCAGCGCCCAGUAGCGGCCUGAACGACUUGUUCGAGCUCUCGACUGGGAUGGCCAUCACCACUGGAGGAUACGUGGCUCCCAAAGCGGUCUGGCUGCCAGCCGUGAAAGCCAAGGGGCUGGAGAUCUCCGGGACGUUCUCCCGUCGCCAAGGUCACAUGUACAUGGACAUGACCUUCACAAACAAAGCCCUGCAGCACAUGACCGACUUUGCCAUCCAGUUCAACAAGAACAGUUUUGGGAUGAUCCCCACCAGCCCUCUCCCCAUCCACACUCCACUGAUGCCCAGUCAGAGUAUCGAGGUGUCGCUCCCCAUCAACACCAUUGGCCCGGUCAUGAAGAUGGACCCACUCAAUAACCUGCAGGUGGCCGUGAAGAACAGCAUCGACGUCUUCUACUACAGCGUGCUCAUCCCGCUCAACAUCUUCUUCGUGGAGGAUGGAAAAAUGGAGCGUCAGGUCUUCCUGGCCACCUGGAAAGACAUUCCCAACGAGAAUGAGCUCCAGUACCAGAUAAAGGAGUGCCACCUAAGCGCAGACGCGGUUUCUGGGAAGCUGCAGAACAACAACAUCUACACCAUCGCCAAGAGGAACGUGGAGGGUCAGGACAUGCUCUACCAGUCCCUCAAGCUGACCAACGGCAUCUGGAUCUUGGCGGAGCUCCGCAUUCAACCCGGCAAUCCCAACUACACGCUGUCGCUCAAGUGUCGGGCUCCAGAGGUCUCUCAGUACGUCUACCAGAUGUACGACGCCGUGCUGAAGAACUAGCCGCCUCUGCCCUCGACUACAAGCAACCAGUGUUUUUUGUUGUUCCGUCAUCGGCAGCAACAAACUGCCACAACAAAGCAAAGCAGGGGGGUCAGAUGGAGGAAUUGCUGGUCACCGAUCGUCUCUUCCAAACGCACAGCUCGACUUUGUUCUGGCAGUUUGAGCUCCUCUUCUCUCUGUAUUUACUUCCAAGUGAAAAUGUGUAAGCCAUUCCACCCUGAGCUGUGAGUGUCUUAAUGUUGUGAAAAUGGUGUGCCCAACAGAGGAAAAGAAACUCUCCCUGGUGUCUCCACACAGUUUUCUAUUUGUGCUCCAACUGCUUCUAUAACACAACACUGGCUCCGGCAUCUAUCAACAACUUGUCUCACAAUUUUGGGUGACCAAAGCUGAAUUAGUAAAAUAGCAGCAUCACAUAGCCGCAUCUAAAGCUUCACCGCAACUGUCUCUGCUGAACAAUGUAAUUCAGUAUUGCAGUUUGUAUGAUCAAUAAACUCUGAGUGAGUUUCAGCAGCCGACCUGCUCUUCACCUGCUCUGCUUGUUUUCCCCUGAGGCCAGUGUUGUUGCUGCGUAAACCUGUGUCUCCUCACAGGGUUGAAAUGCCAAUUCUAGACCCAAAACUUGCCAUCGUGUUUGCUGUUAAAGUGACUGUGCGACACCAGGAAAGUAUUAGUCCCGUGUAGUUCAGUGAUGUCUGAGGAUUCAAACAGAUAUUUACUCCGAGGUCGAGAUCAAAGGUUGUUUAGGCCGAGUAAUGUCACAUUCUAUUCCAUUUCAUCCUGCAUUUCUCCAGCUUAUUCUUCACACUCCUACCUAGAAAUGUUUAUCGAAAGUUGUCAGUAAUAAACGUUGAUAUUUUUAGGAGCACAGAUUACAAAUGUGUCGUAGUUCCACAUUGAAAUAAAAAGAAAAAU